AUGCGUAAGCAUAAAGACUCCAAAAAUGCGGUUUGCAAUAUCUACGAACUCAAACAGGACCGUGAUGCAUAUAUCCGCCUUUCUCGCCAUGUCGUCAAGCGCCCGCUGUCGCCUAUUCAUUUGCUGGACGAGUUGCAUAAGGUGUCAGCGGACGACCAUACGACCCUCAAGCAGACACUCAGUUGCUCAAAUGUGAGACCCAUGGGCGACACCAUUGAACCGCACGACCUCAAGUUGCUGAAAGUUAUUGGUCGCGGCACGUAUGCCCGUCAAGUAGCACUGGCCAAGCAUCUUAGAACUCAGAGUAUGUUGAUCCAGCAAGGACGCGUGUGGUACCCGCCCUACCUUUCGGGUCAUGCGAUGUCGCUGCUGAAGGUCUUGUUGUGCAUUAACCCCUCCCGCCGCCUUACAGCAGCGCAAGCUAUGAAGCACCCAUUUUUCAAGCUAUCGCUUGAUUGGGACGACCUUUUUCAGCGCCGAGUACUGCCACCAAUUGUACCAGUUUGCCACGGGCGCGAUUGUGUAAGAUACUUUGACGACGAGUUUACGAGCGCGCCGGUGGUUUCGCUGAAGCUGCAAUCAGCUGACAUUAUCAAGCGGCUGCGGUGUGGCGAUUGCUCCGGACUGGCCACUGAGGCAGACGAGUUCCAGGGUUUUUAA
This is a messenger RNA of Peronospora belbahrii, 660 nucleotides long. The record is from the annotation of a GenBank genome assembly. Lineage: Eukaryota; Oomycota; Peronosporomycetes; Peronosporales; Peronosporaceae.